UCAUCAAAAUUAUAUUCCAUUAACAUGUACAAAAAUGUUAUGAAGAAUCACCUAUUGAGGAGUAAGCGAAAUAGCCAUGUUGCAAAGUUCAAAGACAAAGGUUUGGAACAUGAGGGCCUUAUGGACCGUGUCUUUCACGAUGUUACGACCAUGGGAAAUGAAGCUAUCUUUCCUGGUGAGGGGAUUGAAGAAAUUGCGGAGAGAUCCGGUGAAUCGGAUGGAAUGCGAGGUCAUGGUGGGUCGUUCCCACAAUCCCAAGAGCAGUACCAAACUCCGGUCGGCAAGGGUAAAGAUCCAAUAGGCCAAACCUCAAUAGUGGGCGGGUCGUAUUCCUUGCGGAAGCGUAAGUUUAGCGAUGCCCAGGAGGCAAUGUCCGCAUCCUUUGCCGAAUCAAUUGACUAUUUCAAGUCCACCCCAAGUAUAGUCAUUAAUCGAUCUGGAACAUGGGGCAUCGAUAACGCAAUACAAAAACUGGACACAUUCCCUUCCCUUUUUUGAAGUAGAGGGUCAAAAUGUUGAAUUUCACAGCUGAGCUUCUUGUCUUUUUGAGAGACAACAACAUAAAAUAGAUAUUUUCUGCGAGCAGAAAAAUUUGACCAAUGCUAUUCAAUGGCUCUGUGAUGAGCACAGCUUGGCGGAGGAGAGGUAUUACAUGACUCCCCUGAAUCAACACAGAGGCCUUCAACCUCCCCCAUUCCCUCAUGUUUCGGACAAU
Molecule: messenger RNA, 715 nt
Organism: Rhododendron vialii
Lineage: Eukaryota; Viridiplantae; Streptophyta; Magnoliopsida; Ericales; Ericaceae
Exons: 2
Coding region: 25-498 (157 amino acids)
Source: RefSeq, a predicted model, not a curated record